AUGUGGCGAGAUCGCACGAACCUUUAUAUUUCCUAUCGGCAGUCAUACGCGCACCAUCCGACGAAACGGACGAAGUAUAGUGGUGCCGCCGGUGGGAAUAGCUUCGGUGAUGCCUUUCCAGGAAACAGCAGUUAUGCCAGUGGCAAUGAUGACACGCGUGGCCUCCUCUCGGCCGGCGCCUUCGAGGACGAUGGAGACGCCGUUAUAGAAAUGGACCUCCUCCCCCCGCGUUGGGCGGACGUAUCCGACGAGAUCACCGACUUGCUCGCCGACAUAGCCACCAAGAGCCAGGUGCUCGAGCGCUUGCACCAAAAGCAUGUGCUGCCAGGUUUCAACGACGAUGACGCAAAAAAGGCAGAGGAGCGCGAGAUCGAGACCCUCACCCAACAGAUCACAAAGGGCUUUCACGACUGCCAUCGCUGCAUCCAACGAGUCGAGCAGAUGGUUAGGGAGUCCAAGCAUGCGGGAACGAUAACCGGUGCGGAGGAGACCAUGGCCAAGAACAUACAGACAUCACUAGCCUCAAGGGUACAAGAUUCAAGCGCGCUCUUUAGGAAGAAGCAGAGCGCAUAUUUGAAGAAAUUGCGCGGGAUGAGCGGUCUCAGUAGCGGUGCAGGCGUACCGGGCGAUCGGGGAUCGACACCGCAACCUUCGAGCUCGUAUAUGGACCCGUCGAUGCUCGAGUCUGACGCCGACAGGUCCUUCUCGCAGUCCACGCUCCAGGCAACGCAGCAAAAGCUUCUGCAAUCCAACGACGCGGCCAUUAUCCAACGUGAGAGGGAGAUCGAGGACAUUGCACAGGGCAUUAUUGAGCUUGCCGACAUAUUCCGCGACUUGCAAAAUAUGGUCAUUGAUCAGGGUACCAUGCUGGACCGGAUAGACUACAACGUUGAGCGCAUGACUACGGAUGUUAAGGGAGCCGAGAAGGAGCUCGUUGUCGCCGCCGGGUACCAAAAGAAGACGACCAAGCGGAAGAUCAUCCUCCUCCUGAUUCUUAUUAUAGCGGGUAUGAUCAUUCUGCUCGUCAUCAAGCCGAAGAAGCAUGGGGGCGAUGAGUAG
This is a messenger RNA of Colletotrichum higginsianum IMI 349063, 1059 nucleotides long. Its product is annotated as SNARE domain-containing protein. The transcript has 3 exons. Gene Ontology annotation, cellular component: membrane; SNARE complex; endomembrane system. Gene Ontology annotation, molecular function: SNAP receptor activity; SNARE binding. Bases 1 to 1059 code for a protein of 352 amino acids. The record is from RefSeq and is a predicted model, not a curated record. NCBI's taxonomy places the organism in Eukaryota, Fungi, Ascomycota, Sordariomycetes, Glomerellales, Glomerellaceae. Gene Ontology annotation, biological process: intracellular protein transport; vesicle-mediated transport; vesicle fusion.